Molecule: messenger RNA, 1177 nt
Organism: Herpailurus yagouaroundi (jaguarundi)
Lineage: Eukaryota; Metazoa; Chordata; Mammalia; Carnivora; Felidae
Product: SH3 domain and tetratricopeptide repeat-containing protein 1-like
Exons: 3
Coding region: 56-1177 (373 amino acids)
Molecular function (GO): protein binding
Source: RefSeq, a predicted model, not a curated record
CAGCCUGGCCCGGCUGCACAGCGGCCACGGCCAGCACGGCAGGGCCGUCGCCCUGAUGGCGCAGGCCGCGGAGGCGGCCGCCGGGGCCGGGAGCCGCCUGGCGCUGGACUACCUGCUGGAGCUCGCCUGGCUGCACGUGCUCGGCGGCCGGAGCCCGGCGGCCCUGGACGUCCUCGAGUGCGUGCGGGACGGGGCGGUGGCCGGCACGGAGCGGGAGGGCGUGAUGGCCAACAUGGCGGCCGUGGCGCUGACGAGGACGGGCAGGACCCGGCAGGCGGCCGAGGGCUACUACCGCGCCCUGCGGGUGGCGCGGGGCCGGGGCCGGCGGAGGAACCAGGCGGUGGCGCUGGCCAACCUGGGGGCCCUGUGCCUGCGGGCCGGCGCCGGCGGCCUGGCCCAGCACUACUGCCGGGAGGCCGUGAAGCUCUUCUCACGGCUGCCAGGCGGGGAGGGCGGCCAGGACUUCACCUGCGUGCUCCUGCGGCUGGGCCGCCUGUGCGCCCGCAGGGCCCACGCCUGGCAGGCCAAGUGCUACUACGAGUGGGCCUUUCUGGUCGCCGCGGAGAUGGACCACCUGGAAGGCCAGCUGUGUGCCGUCCAGAGGCUUUGUCACUUCUACAGCACGGUCAUGCCCAGCGAGGCCCAGUGCGUCGUCUACCACGAGUUCCAGCUGUCGCUGGCCCGCAGGGUGGCGGACAAGGUGCUGGAGGGGCAGCUCCUGGAGACCAUCAGCCGGCUCUACCUGUCCCUGGGCACCGAGCGGGCCUACAGGUCCGCCCUGGACUACACGAAGCGCAGUCUGGGCAUUUUCAUCGACCUGCAGAAGAAGGAGAAGGAGGCGCACGCGUGGCUGCAGGCGGGGAAGAUCUAUUACAUCCUCAAGCAGAACGAGCUGGUAGACGUGUACCUCCAGGUGCUGGGGCGCCCUGUCCUUCAUCCCCUCCCCCUGCGGGGCCCCCGCUGCGUGCCAGCUGCCUGUGAGGCCCCCACCAUGGACCACCACCCCUGGACCCCCACCCCUGAACCCCCAGCCCUGGAUUCCCAGCCCUGGACCCCUACCCCUGAACCCCCAACCCUGGACCCCACUCCUGGACCCCCACCCCUGAACCACCAGCCCUGGACCCCCAGCCCUGGACCGCCACCCCUGGAUCCCCCAGCCCUGGAUUCCCAGCCCUGA